Molecule: messenger RNA, 198 nt
Organism: Dentiscutata erythropus
Lineage: Eukaryota; Fungi; Glomeromycota; Glomeromycetes; Diversisporales; Gigasporaceae
Source: the annotation of a GenBank genome assembly
UCUUAUGAACAAGGAGGGCUCCAAGCCCCCAUUAUAAACAAUCUGCUUGAUGCAAGAGCUUUGAUGGUCUGGCUUAAACUUCUUUCCGUAAAACCUGGCCUCCAGAAUGGAAACUCUACCUUUUUGCGUGGAAGAAAGCGAAUGGAAGAGUUUUCUCCCAUAAAAAUUGGCCUUGGAGUUUUGAAAACCUCUCUCUAG